This is a messenger RNA of Papaver somniferum (opium poppy), 393 nucleotides long. Its product is annotated as zinc finger protein ZIC 2-like. The record is from RefSeq and is a predicted model, not a curated record. Lineage: Eukaryota; Viridiplantae; Streptophyta; Magnoliopsida; Ranunculales; Papaveraceae. The coding region runs from base 1 to 393 and encodes 130 amino acids. The transcript has a single exon.
AUGAAUAAAGAAAAUAUCAUCGUUCCAGUUAUUUUCGGUGCACUUGUGAUAGCAGCAGCUGUUAUGUAUGUCUGUGCUUGCUACCGCAAGAAGAAAGAAAAGAAAGCGCGCGGCAUACUACCCACUACUACUCCUAGUAGAGAUCGAGGUAUACCCACUACUACUCCUACUAGUAAGGAUGGAGGGAUGGUUAUGAUGGUGGGCGCAGGUGCCACAGUUGUAGCUGCUUCUGCUGCUGGUGCCACGGUUAUAGCUGCUUCUGGUGGUGGCGGGGGUGAUGGCGGGGGUGCAGGUGGUGGCGGGGGCGAUGGGGGGUGUGCGGGUGAUGGUGGUGGUGGUGGUUGCGGUGGGUGUGGUGGGGGUUGCGGUGGGUGUGGUGGUUGCGGUGGAUGA